This is a messenger RNA of Styela clava, 1873 nucleotides long. The record is from RefSeq and is a predicted model, not a curated record. NCBI's taxonomy places the organism in Eukaryota, Metazoa, Chordata, Ascidiacea, Stolidobranchia, Styelidae.
ACCAUACGGUACCCAAUGAGAAAUAAUUGCAGUUUCUGCAGCCGCUCAGACAGAUGUUUAAGCAGACUUUGUUGUGUUUGGGUUCAUAUUUUCUAUAUUAUUGAAAUAUUGAACAUGAGACCAGAUGAGCACAAGAAGACUAAAAAUGCUCGAUAUAAGAAAAAACAUGGGAUACAACAAGGACAAUCAUCAGUGUCUGAUGACAAAGAUAAUGAACGUUCUAAUAUCACUGAAACUCAGGCAAAAUUACCAGCUUUUGGUGACAAUGAGGUACCGAUUUCUGAAUCUGGAUUCAGCAAGAGACCAAUCACAAGCAAUUGGGCGAAAUAUGAAUCUGCGGAAUGUGAUGAAAACGAUCAAGGAACCGAUUUUAAUGUUCUUCUAAGCUUUGCCGGUGAUACAUCCCCUCGAAUGAAGUUGAAGCAUGAAGAGGAAUGGGAUUCAGUACAGGAUUCACACAUCCUGUCAACAGAUCACACAAAUAUUGCUCAAGUUUUGAGAGAUAUUCCAUUUUCAGAGAAGUACAAGAUAAAUGAACUACAUUUAGAUGCUACUCUCAUGCAAUUUCUCUCAAGUAUGGAUGAAUCUGAUCUGACAUCGAAAGAAUAUUGUUUACAAAAUAGAGCAAUUUUAUCAAGCACAGAGACUCAAGAAAUGGGAUUUAAUUUUUCAAAGAAGAAUAUUAAUCAAGGUCCAACAAAUCCUACAGGUUGUAUUGAACCCUCUCUGAAGGAGGAUGGUAGAGAAGAAACUAAUAAAAAUCCAAUAUUGUGUAAUUCGAAUGAUGAAAAUACAUUAUUGAAAAACAAUGAACAUUCUUGCAUUCCCGAAUGUAGUUCACACUCUGAAGAGGACUUUCACACUAUUGAUGAAUUAAUUCAAAGUACUCAAAAAUCAUUACAAGCAGAAAAAAUAUCGACAUUUCAACAACAAACUUGUGACAAUAGUUUGUCGAAGACAGCAUCAAUUGCUGCAAUAGACCAAGUGCCAUCAGAAAGUGCAGAGUUGCAGCCAUCUGAACCAAAAGGAGAAGAAAAGUCGAACAAUGUUGAUGAUUUGGAAGAUUGGUUAGAUUCAAUAUUGUAACAACAUGCAAAGUUGUGCUAACAGAUUCAUUUCAUCUCUAUUUCCCAAUAUACAUGUGAACUAUUAAUAAAAUAUAAUUGGGGGCCCACAUACCAGAAUAAGCUUUGUAUCCUUCUUUAUUUAGCUUGGUAGUAUUACCUAUUUUUAUUUUAGCAAUGUCAUAUUAUACAUUCUGUUAUCUGCUAUUAGGAUUGAUAAUAUUAUGAUCCUAGUAUUCUAUCCAUAGUAUAGAUGCGGUAUAUACAAUUAUAAUCUUAAUUGAACAGAAUAGGAGAGAAAAUCCAGCAAUCUUCUUGCUCAUAAUUAUUCCCUGCAGACUGAAAUCUGCAAAUCUACGCAGUAUAUUCUUCCAUGUUAUGAUGAGUGUAUUCCUAAUUCCUGUCAUACAACAACUUUCUUUUUGAAGAACUUUAUAACAUGGUUAGGAUAAAUUCAUUAGUAGAGAAUAUUAUCUAUUGAAUAGUUUUAUCGAUUGAUACAAUACUACCACACAAGAUCAUUGCAGGGGUUUAUUAAUGUUUAAAGUGUAAAUCAUUUGAAAUAUAUUUUUGUUAUUGUAUGUACCGGUAUGUAUCUACAGUUAGAAUAGAGAUCUCUACCCAAUAUGGAAGUUUGCUUGCCUUGAUUUCAGAUUCUGUUGUCUUAAUUUGUGUUAUCACUGUACAGGGAUUAUUUUCCCUAAUUGCACUAGACUUUUAUGCCUCUAGGUAAAUUUCUUAUGAACAAGUAGCCCCAUAAAACUGAUAUGGUCAAUUGUGCUCAUAAUGCAUUAUUUUACUUUAUUAGA